GGGUUCCACGACUUUCACCAUUUAUGGCGGUCUUAUCUCCACCUCUCUUGCUCGCUCCUCCUCCUGUUCAACUUCAAGGUCUUUCUCAUCAAAAUUCCUCAAAACUAUUUUUCUUCGGCUGGGGAUUGAGAAGGAAUGGAGAUGUGAAGCUGAUUACCCAUAGGAGCAGAUGCCAAGCAUUUCGGAUCUUGGCCAACUCUAAUGCAUCUCGAGGAAAAGGAAAUUCAAGCAAUGAGAUAAUCAUGGUUGAUCCUUUGGAGGCAAAGCGCUUAGCUGCCAAACAAAUGCAGGAAAUCAAAGCCAAAGAGAAGUUCAAGAGGCGACGUCAAAUUGAAGCACUUAAUGGAGCAUGGGCAAUGAUCGGUCUUACAGCAGGGUUGGUCAUUGAAGGUCAGACCGGAAAUAGUAUUCUAACACAGUUGGCAGGAUAUUGGCAUUCCAUCAUUGGUUUCUUUUUCCGAUAGUACAUAUUCCUUUUAGAACCGGAGAAUCCAAAUGGAAACACGGGAACACUGAAUGCUUAAGUAGCCACUAAAUCCUUUUAACAAUUGAUGGUUCAUUUCACUGGAAUUCUACUGCUGGAAGUAUGCAACUACCAAUCUUUUUUAUAUCAAUCAAGAAAAAAAAUACCAAUCUUUUCUCAUUUGGAGAGGGUUUUAUUUCUUUUUAUUUUAUUUAUUUAUUUUUUUCAUUUUGUUUGCAAGAAACCACCACAUAUGAGAAAUGGCACAAUUUUCUACAGUUGUAAAUUGAAAUAACUCUAAUUCCUACUUUUAUUGCAAUUCA
Molecule: messenger RNA, 786 nt
Organism: Nelumbo nucifera (sacred lotus)
Lineage: Eukaryota; Viridiplantae; Streptophyta; Magnoliopsida; Proteales; Nelumbonaceae
Cellular component (GO): chloroplast thylakoid membrane
Source: RefSeq, a predicted model, not a curated record